Molecule: messenger RNA, 3231 nt
Organism: Eutrema salsugineum
Lineage: Eukaryota; Viridiplantae; Streptophyta; Magnoliopsida; Brassicales; Brassicaceae
Product: E3 ubiquitin ligase PARAQUAT TOLERANCE 3
Exons: 16
Coding region: 425-2944 (839 amino acids)
Biological process (GO): protein ubiquitination; ubiquitin-dependent protein catabolic process; mRNA processing
Cellular component (GO): nucleus
Molecular function (GO): ubiquitin protein ligase activity; zinc ion binding
Source: RefSeq, a predicted model, not a curated record
GAUAAUUUAGGGAGAGUAUCUCUUGGAUACAAACAAUACGACUGUUCUCUUCACAAACCCUAGAUUUCGUGCGGUAUCCAUCGCUAUUCUCCUCGAUACAUCAAUUCUGUUGGUCGAGAUCGUCUUCUCCAUAAAAGUCUCACCGAUUCUCAAUUGAUUGUAUCCAGUGGUUUCGGUUUGGGUGCUUGGAGGAUCUUCUGGAUUGAAGCCAGGCGUUAAAUUGGUUAUCUUUUUGCGUGAAGAUUCGGAGAAAUCUAUAGAGUAGCUGAGCUUUGUCCCUGCCAAUUACUCGAUUCGAUUCAACAAGGGCGUUCUCGUUCCUGAGCUUGUGGGAAAUUCUCCUUUGAUCUGUAGAUUCGGUGCUCGCGUCGUGAGAGGUUUCGUCUGUGGAAUUUCGUGAAGCCAAUUCAGAGAAAUAAAUCCAAUGGCAAUUUAUUACAAGUUUAAGAGUGCGAGGGAUUAUGAUACCAUCUCCAUGGAUGGCCCUUUUAUAUCAGUUGGUUUACUCAAAGAAAGAAUUUACGAAACAAAGCAUUUAGGAAGUGGUAAAGACCUUGACAUUGUCAUCUCUAAUGCCCAAACCAACGAAGAAUAUCUGGAUGAAGCAAUGUUAAUUCCAAAGAAUACUUCUGUCCUAAUUCGCCGGGUCCCUCGACCACCUCGCAUCAGAAUUAUUACCCCACAAGAGCCGAGAGUCGAGGAGGAAGUGGAAAAUGUUCAGACUGAUAUGAACAGUCUCAUUGCUGUUGAUGCAUCUGCAGCUGAAGAUGAGUUUGGAGAAGAUUUUUAUUCAAUUCCUGCUCCCCCAGCUGUUCACUAUAGUAACCCAUGUCCUGAUCCUGCACCAGCAGAUGAGAAAGUAGAUGAAGAAACCAAACUUAAGGCGUUAAUUGACACUCCAGCAUUAGACUGGCAGCAACAAGGUGCAGAUGGUUUUGGCUCGGGCAGAGGUUAUGGGAGGGGUAAGGCUGGAAGGAUGGGUGGACGCGGUUUUGGAAUGGAAAGCAAAACGCCUCCACCAGGCUAUGUUUGCCAUCGUUGCGGUGUUGCUGGACAUUUUAUUCAGCACUGCGACACAAAUGGCGAUCCUAAAUAUGAUGUUAAGAGAGUUAAGCAACCCACUGGUAUCCCCAAGUCAAUGCUGAUGGCGACCCCAGAUGGCUCUUAUUCCUUGCCAAGUGGUGCGGUGGCAGUUCUGAAACCAAAUGAGGAUGCGUUUAAAAAGGAGAUGGAGGGACUGCCAUCAACAACACGUUCUGUCGGUGAACUUCCUCCUGAACUAAAAUGUCCAAUAUGUAAAGAAGUAAUGAGAGAUGCUGCCCUGACGAGCAAAUGCUGUUUCGAGAGCUUCUGUGACAAGUGUAUCAGAGAUCACAUAAUUGCAAAGUCGAUGUGUGUUUGUGGAAAAAAUGUACUAGCUGAUGAUCUUCUACCAAACAAGACCCUUAGGGAUACUAUAAACCGUAUCUUAGAGUCUGGUAACAGUAGUGCUGAGAACGCUGGCAGUAUGUGUCAACUCCAAGAUAUGGAGUCUGCACGUUGUCCACCUCCAAAGGCUCUGUCUCCUACUACAUCUGCUACAUCUAGAGGCGAAAGGAAACCAGCUCCCAGUAACAACAAUGAGACUUCAACUCUAAAGCCGUCAAUAGAAAUAGCUGAGACCACAAGUGCCCCUAGGGCGUCUGCAGAAAUAGUUACAGUGGAAAAGCCAGUUGAUGCAUCUGAAAACACUCGAGGAUCCCUGAAUGGCAACGAAGCAGCAGUUUCACUGGUGAAUACGCAGGCCACCAAGGAAGAAAUACAACAGCAGGUUGCUUCUGGAGAGCAAGGAAAAAAGAAGAAAAAGAAACCUCGGAUGCCCGGAACUGAAAUGCAAUGGAACCCUAUGCCAGGUAUAGCAGCCCCUGAAUAUAUGAUGCCCAUGGGUCCAGGUCCCAGUAAUCAGUACUUCAAUGGUGUGCAACCCGGCUUCAACGGCGUUCAACCUGGGUUCAAUGGCUUUCAUCAUGGUUUCAAUGGGUUUACAGGCCCUUAUCCUGGGGCAAUGCCUCCUUAUAUAGGCUAUGGAGUAAGCCCCAUGGACAUGUCAUUUGGCGGGAUGAUGCAUCCAGACCCUUUUGCUGCACAGGGCUUUGGGUUCCCUAAUAUACCACCACCUCAUAGGGACCUUGCGGAGAUGGGGAAUCGUAUGAAUCUCCAGCGUCCUAUAUUGGGGAGAGAGGAAUUUGAAGCUAGGAAAGCUGAGAUGAAAAGGAAGCGUGAAAACGAGAGACGGUCAGAAGAAGGAGGGAAUGUCUUCAGGGACGGCGAGAGCAGCAGAAACAUAAACAACAACUCGGUAGCCUCUUCCUCACCCAUGAAGCCAAAAUCUAGACAAGGGCCUCCGCCACCGAUCCCGGAUUCCGACCGUCGCAGGCGAUCGGAGAGAUUAUCACCAGAGCAUCAGUCAUCGCGGCAUAGGGCCAGCUCUCCUCCUCGAGUAUCUAGAAGGAAAUCUGAGCGUGAUCGUCACCACGACCUCGAUUCAGAACACGAUCGCCAUCGCGAUUGCCGGGAUGAUGAUCGACGCCACCGAGAGUCAGAUAGCAAGCACCGUAAGAGAUCCGAGAAGCCAUCAUCGGAGGCUACGAAAUCAGAGAUCGAUGAUGAUAAGCACAAGUCCAGCGUAUUCGCUCGGAUAAGCUUUCGGGAGGAGGAGGAGGAAUCUUCUGGCAAACAACGAAAAACGACGAGGUCUUCUCCAGCGCCUGAGACUUCGGUUCGUCGUCAUAGUCGGAGGGAAACAGAGUCGGUAGAAUACGGUUCCAGUGAUGAUGAAGACAGACAUUUCAAGAGGAAGCCAUCAAGGUACGAGCGGUCUCCGUCGGUGGCAGCAGUUUCCGACGUCGGCGAUGAGCAUUUCCGCCACUCGAAGCGGUCAAAAGGAGAAAGAUGGCGGGCUUGAUCCUUGUUGCACUUGGAACUUGGAAGAACGAUGAGUCAGAUUCAUACAUUGACUGAAACGCCCUUCAUCAUCUGGAUGGAAAGGAAGCCAUGGCAUGGUGAAUGACGAGAAUGCCCUCUUACUCUUGAGGUCAAGGAUUAAUGAUCUGGAAUUAAAGAAAAAGACAUUCUGUAUUCGGAUGUUUUGUGUAAUUAGAAAUGGGUUUUCUCACUAUUUUCUGCUUUUGUUUAGAACGACUGAUGUUGCUCUUGUAUGACUUUUAAUCUUAUCAAAUAUAUUCACUUAAG